This is a messenger RNA of Acanthaster planci (crown-of-thorns starfish), 8765 nucleotides long. RefSeq names its product ankyrin repeat, SAM and basic leucine zipper domain-containing protein 1-like. Gene Ontology annotation, cellular component: pi-body. NCBI's taxonomy places the organism in Eukaryota, Metazoa, Echinodermata, Asteroidea, Valvatida, Acanthasteridae. The record is from RefSeq and is a predicted model, not a curated record. Gene Ontology annotation, molecular function: protein binding.
UUACAGUAAUCUAAUUUAAUUUAAACGCUUCAGGCCCACAAUCAGGGAUUGGUUUUGGGAACGAAGCCUCAAACGGAGACGAAUCGAGUUAAACGGCCGUAGUUCUCACCAUGGAGGUAGAAUCACACUUACAUGCGACUAGACUCAGAUCGAUCAGGGACUAGUAUAUAGUAGAAGGAAAUGAAUGACGCGUAGCGUGCGAAAAUCAAAUGACAGGCAUGGCAGAGCAUCGUCUGGGCUUCACCUCUGCUUUUCCUGCAGGCACUGAAGAUUAUUCUGACGACGAAGAUGGGCUUUGCAUCAUCGACGGCAAUGCACUUUCAAAUAUGAAUCAGCAACCAUCAUCUGCAAAUGUUCCCGAAUGGGAUACUGUAGGUUCAGUCAAAUCAUCAACAGAAACUCCAUUUCAAGAUAAUGACAGGAGCUUGGAGGGUGGUAGGAAUGCUGAGUCAUCAGCAAACAGUUCUACAAAAAGGGACAGGCAGGGAUUUCCAAUUAUUUUGGAUGACUUUCGGAAAGCAGUAUGCCGAGGAAACCUACAGGAUGUGGAAGCUUUCAGAUUACAAGGUGUUCCAGUAGAUACUUCCUUGAGAGCAGGAUGGACAGCUCUCAUGUAUGCAGUGUUCUAUGGAAAUACUCAGAUUGCGGAAUACCUUGUGCAAGAAGGGGCUGAUGUUAACUUUAACAAGGCAUCAUAUAUGUACACGCCAUUGAUUGCAGCUGCAUCAAGUGAACAGGAAAAGGGUCAUGUUACAUCAUGUUUGACCAUUUUACUUGAGAUGGGUGCUAAUCCAAACGUGCAUGAAAGAAGUCACAUGACUCCACUGAUGUUUGUUGCAAAGAAUGGAAACAUGGAUGCGGUGCAGAAAUUAAUUGACUUCAGAGCUGAGACAGACAGACAAGACAACCGUGGGUGGACAGCUCUUUGUUAUGCUGCCAACCAAGGAUACACCAGUGUUGCAGAAUGUCUGUUGAAUGCUAAAGCUGAUGCCAAGAAAAGAUGUUCUGAGGGAACAGCACGGGAUAUAGCCUGUAGUCAUGGCUAUAUUGAGCUUACAGAACUUAUAGAGAGAAGUAUGUCAUCUGGCAGGACAAAUGAUGAAACUCCUCAUCCAGAACAACAUUCCUUUUUAUCACCAUCUAGGUCUGUGUCAAUGCAACCGACAACCUCUUUGUCUAUAAAUCUGACCAGCAGUGCAUCUGGAGAAGCCUGUGAUGACCUUGAUUUGUUUCUUUGUGGUUUAGACCUUGGACACCUCAGUCCUUGUUUCCGUCAGCAUGCAGUCAAGUUCUCUGUCCUCCUUCAGAUGUCAGAGGCAGAUUUAGAAAAGAUUGGCAUAGACAAGUACGGAUGGCGGCAUAAAAUAAUGGAUGCUGUCCAUGAAAUUCACAAGAGAAAUUGGGAACCCGGGAGUGUGCAAGCAUCAGGAAAAAGGAUACUAAGCAUCACACAGCAGCGCCCAAAACAGCAACGCGGCAACCCCCCCGCCCUCCUGGAUGACAAAGACUCACACCCAUGACACCCACUUUCCACUGAGAAAUUUAGACAAUCCUGGACAAAAUAGUUGGAACACCUUUUGGGAAGCGCGGUGAAAAGAUCCCCCUCUCCCCCAUUCAAUGUUAGGGUCAUAUAUUUGACCAAGAUGAAGCCCAUCUUACCCAAUGAGAAACAAUGUUGACGGGGGCGAGGGGGAGGCAUGUUCCAACGAGAUUUGUCCAGGAUUCUAGAACGAUGAUGUCAGGAUGACAUUAUUAGAGGUCACUUAGCGUGCCCGUUGGGUCGUCAUUAAAAAACACUAUACAAAUUCUUGUAAAGAUUGAAAUUUCCUCCUCUUAAGCCAUUUGCUAAAUUCUGUAUCAUCUGGCUGUGUGCCCUAAUUUCCCACAAUACCUAGUGGAACAGCCACCAUGUUCUUUUUUUAGCACCAUAACAAAUGGAUGUGUUUUGGCGAACUCCAAGUUUUGAAGAUUUUUUUUUCACUACACUACGUUGUGUCAUUUCUCGAUCAACUACUACUUCCUAAUGAACUAUUCUUUAUUGUUAUACAGCUUGUGGUUAGACUGUUCCAUUUUUGACACCUUUUAACCGCCUUUCGUUGUUGUGUGUAGGUGUGUAUUGUCUCCAUUUUGUGACCGUAAUAAAGCUUUGUGAUUAGACUGUUUCUUCCAUGUCACCUCUGUGCAUUGGCUAUCGUACUGCAUAUAUAGGUGUGUUCUUUUUUGUGUCUCAUAUUUAUGAUGGAAUAAAGGUUGUGAUAAAAAUUUUCUUUCUUGUCACGUUUCAUCGCAUUUAGUAUUGUUGUGCAUGUGUAGGUCUUUUUCUUUUGUAUCUCCUAUGUGUGCAUUAUAUUAUGUGAUGCAUUCACAGAAAGGGAGACUCAUUUUGGAAUACCCACCCCCCUCUUAGUUGCAAUUGUGGUGUGGGGGUCAGGUCUCUGGUUAGGGGCUGGUCCACGUCAUCGCACGAGCAAGGGUUUGCUAGUGUUUGUAAGACCACUGGUGUGGCAGUUUGAGUUCCUAACAAAUGCUGGGAAUAGGCUAGUGUGUCGGCUUACUAUUCCCCUUUUGUUACCGUCGGUGGGAGGGGGUUGACCUAGUGAUACCCAAAUUUACAUCUGUCUCCAUUGUAGCUCCUAGAUUUUCCAGAGUGUGGACAUCAGGCUGAAGUGAGUAGCCCGGUUCACACUCUCCCCAGCUGGCAUGGGCAGGGUCACCGGCAACAUGGCCAAGAGGCACAACCCAAUGGUCCCUAUUCUUCACGAUCCAGUCUGGCAUGGCGGGCUCCGUAGUAAGCGUAGUCCCCUAGUUCCUAACUGCCCUUACUGGCAGUGCAUGGUCCCGCUCUAAGCUUGAAUUAAUACUGGCCCAUUCAUGCUCCUCAACAGGCCUGCUGAAGCGUAGUGAGUCUCAAUUCAGUACUUACCGUGGUGCAACGGAGCUACAGUGACCUCGGUCACCAUACCGUGACCGUUGCCUAUGCCAGGUGGUCUCACAGCAUUUUCUUGGGCAAACCUACCACCCCAGGCUGGCUCACUAUGCCCAUUCACCGAGCCUUUGUGGCCAGGAAAUCAGCAGGUUCUACCCACAUCAUCCACAGGCCCAUUCAUCACUCCGUCGACCAUUGACCAGACAGGGUGGUCUCGCAACACUGCUCUGGCCAAAAUACCACGCCCAUCCUGCUCACCGUAGUCAGUCUUCAAGUCUCUGUGGCCAAGCGGUCAGCGGCAUCUACCCACUCCUGCCCUGCCAGAAAUUCUGCAUCAGAUAUGGCAACAGGGGCCUGACCCGCAAUGGCUAUGACUGUCCAGUGUCCGGCCAGAUCCACAGGAACAGUCCAGCGAUUCCGAAAGAGCUAUAUAAAAUGAUCCGUCGAUUUUUGAAAAAACAUGUGGUUUAAUUAAAGCCAAAUGAAGGAACCUAAACUGUGCGGCUUUAUUUUCGUUGCCAAAACUGAAGUCUGUGACAAGAUGUGGCCUACAUGCUUUGCAGAAUCGCAGCGGCACCGUGCUGUACCCUGACCCAUUUGUCUGCAGUACGCUGAUGGCCCACUGUUGGCUGCAUGCCAAUUGUGACUCCCAAACAUGAUGAGCAUUUGGGUGCUACAUUGUGAGUGAUGAAAACUACACGUACAUAGGAGUUUUUCCCACACGCCAAAUUCCUUGCAAUGAAAUUUCUUGUCGCUGAUUACCCUCUAUUUCUUAUUGGAAACUCAAUUGUAACAUCUGAAGGAUCAACACCAAUUAGAAACUCAUUCCUUGGAGUGUUUAUUACUUCCCAAAAAAAUUCUUCUGCUGGACCAAUGUCGCAUUUUAAUCUUUAAGAUCGAAGCAAACUGUGGUGGAAAAGUAGGCCUACAUGUACUUUGUCACAUAUUACAAACGGAACUGAAAGAAAAAACCUAAACAAUGCAGCCCUUUGCCUGAUAUUAAUUCUCCCUUUACCAUGAAAUACUUGAAAUGGAAGUAACAGUUGAAGCUUUGAAAAUUCCCAUGAUGCUAGCUUUUGAACAAUUUCCCAAAUCCCACAAACCUUGACAUAAAAUCAGCAAUCCGAAGUUAUUUAAAGUCAAACAUUUCCAGGGUUUGCCAACUAAACUUAAACCAUUCAUAAGAAAGAGAAGCUGGCAAGAUCAGCAAUGGCAUCAGCCCAGAUGGAAAUCGGUGUUCAAAUUCAUGCAUGUUUCUAAUAGUUCUGCAUGCAUCGACCACUCUCCAUUGGCGCACAGACGUAUGGAUCUGUGGCUGUGGGCCGACUGCAGGCGUUUCUUUGCGGAUGUUUCGUGUUUAAGUCUUUGAGAUGUGCACCAUGAUUACUGUCAUUCACUCUGCCAAAACACAAAUCUUUAACUGCUUUUCAUCCUUCAUUUCUGCCAUAAAGAAAAAAAAUUCUACUCAACCUAUUGAGUAAAUUGAAGGUCAAAAUAAUAAGCAAUUCUCAAAAUUUUCCAUUUCUUAUUGAUUUCCAGCUAAUCCUAAAUCUCCCAGGUCGAACAAAAUCCAAGGUGUAACAAAAUCCCAGCUGUAACAAAAUCCCAGCACCUCGCCAACAAUCUCUGGAAUAAUUACUUGACAUGAUGCAUGAUGAUCAAGACUGCCCAGUUGCCAAAUUGUCUCCCGGAACGCUGGAAAAUCGUUUACUCAAGCCACAAACCCUCCCUUGUCCAUUGGCAUGGUCAGGUCAAGACUUCAGUACAGUGGACUGAGUCCCAGAGACUACUUAUCCAUAUUCAUGAGGUCCCUACAAGUUCCCUGCUUAGGAACCCUUGCCCUCAAGAGGUUCCAAUUAGUAAAAUUUAUUAACCUCCUUAACAUUUACAUAUCAAUCAUCAAAACCCCCAUGCAUCCAUACGCUAACAUGUUUGAUGGGCACGGUAAAACUAUAACUGUUUAUAUUAAACACUUUUGAAAACAAACUAGUUAACAUUUACAAAUGUCAAAACUUUCACAGGAAUCACAAAAUUUACAGAAAUGUUAACAAUUCUUCGAGGUAAAUACCUCUCUCAAACCAUGUGGUGGUUGGCGAUUUGAAUUUUGCUCUCAAUGAAAACCUGAAACCCACCAAUAUAAAACCCUACUACUCCAAGGUAAUUUAACUCGGAAUAAGCGACACCCAAAUUAAGGUCCAUGUAUACUGCAUAAAUAAUCUUUUCACAAGAACAGGUAUGUUUUCAAGGGAAUUAAGUUGGAAAAAAGGAAUGAUUCCUAAUUUCAUUGACGGCUCAGGGAUACAAGAUUCCUAAAAAAAAUGUUCUUAACAGAGGCCACUGAGGCUGUAGCACAAAGUUACUUAAAUGUGACUAAGAGGGUACAAAAAUGUAACAAGGGUACAUUGAGUUGAGCCGAUAUUUCUAAUUUGUGAAACGGUUGGAGGCUCCUCUCUCAGAGUUUGGGACAGAUUGAACAACAGCUUCACCCUCUUGCUUAGUACCGGGAUAGAGGGCGUCAGCACACUUAUUAGACUUCCCUGACCUGGACUGAAUAUCGAGAUCAAAAGGGGCAGACUGAGCCACCCAUCACUGCUCAACAGCACCGAGCUUUGCCGUUGGAAGAUGUGCGAGAGGAUUGUUAUCAGUGCAUACCACUGUGCCACGUCCUAGCAGAUAAUCUCUGAAUUUUCCAGAAACAGCCCAUGUAAGAGCUAAGAAUUUCAACUUAAAGCUGGAAAGAUUCAAGUACCCCUUGUCAGCACUUCGAAGGCCUCGGCUAGCAAAAGCCACUGGAUGUAGCUUCCCUAACUCACCUGGUUAGGAAAGACAAGUGCCCAACCUGUGAGUGAGGCAUCAACUACUAAGACAAAGUCUCGGCUGAAAUCUGGAGACCCCAACACUGGUGCAGUACAUAGAGGGCGCUAUUCAACAUGGGCGGUUGUGUUUUUAUUUCUCUCCAUUUCUAAUCUACUUUUUAUCUACUCUGCAAUGGUUUUUUGCUUGUCCUUUGCCAUCAGUGUGUUCUCAGUAUAAUCAUCUUCAGAUUUAUCGGACUCUGAUCUCCUCAGCAAAUGUUAUCUUUAGGAUGGCGACGGAUUUCUUCUUGAUGAUUUGAACUUGUGUGGCUAUGUUCAAAAUGGCCAUCUACCUAUCACGUACAUGUUCAGUGGGACGUGCAGCAGCGAUGACUUUCAGUUUCACAACAUCUUGCUCUAUACAAUUUCAAUAUCGUCCCUCGCUCUCACUAUUCAGUCUGGGAUCUUUGACGGUUACUACCAUGGACUGUCAUCUACACAAACUCUCUGGGCAGAUCACAUCUUCCCUGGCACACAUCUGUCUGUUGGAACCUGUUCCCCUGGACUAGGAACCGGGCCCUACACUACGCGACCACUCAUAAAGCCAGGUAUUGUAGAGUCCCUAUUGCUUACUACAGCAACUGUACAGCAAGUUUCCAUCUGACUCACCUACCUGUUGCCUUGUCAGGCGACAUUGAGGCUAACCCUGGCCCUGCCAAAUUUCCCAACACCCAAUGUGAGAAACCAGUCAGGAAGAGCCAAGAAUCAAGUGUAUCCUGUAUAACGCCUGGAGUAUAACGCCUUCAAUUCCAAUCGGAACUGAAGUUACAUAACUUGGACUUGGCGUUCGUCACUGAGACUUGGCUGGACAGUACUCUUUAUGAUGGAGAGCUUCUCCCAAACUCUAAAUUCUGUAUCUUUAGAAGAGAUCAGAACAGACUUAUUCUUAUAGCUGCUGCCAAGCAUCUCCACCCAGUACACGUUGUGGCCCUUGAACAUGUAGACCUUGAACUAUUGUGGUUAGAAAUAACUACUAAUUAUGGUAAAAUUCUUUUUGGUUGACCGUACAGACUGUCACCACUCUGACAUUUGGCUAUUCACAAUUAGGAUUGGCAACCCGGAUCCUACAGGAUGCACCGACAAUCAAAAUAAAUAACAAGAUCAAACGGUCUUCUUGAAUUCCAAUAUUCUGUAUUCCAAUAUUUACAAAAUGAGCUCGGCAUGGUAUUAGAAAGUUAACUUCUUACAGAAUUAUUUAAUUAUUUACAGGUUUGUGAUUAAGUCAUAAAAGCUCAAUUAUACUCAAUUAGUCAAUCAAGUGACUCUGGGAUCAUCACAUCAAUUAUAAAAAGAAAGGUGCCAUCAGAUAUCCACUUUAAAUUUUUGAAAUAGCAAAACUGAUAGGUCCACCAUCUGUUGAAGUUUCUGUAGACCCCUGAAUUUGGUGUCUAACAAAACUGCAGUAGAUCAGCCCAAAGCUCGGUCAAGCAGAGCAAGUUCAGAGUCUAUGCUCCUUAGCAAUACACAAGGGACUCUUCUCAGUCAUCGGUAGAGUCAGUGGGACCAGUCUCAACAUAAGGCCAUCUACAAUAAAUGUAAACCCAAAACCUUAACAGUUUUAAAGAAAUAGCGUAAUCAUGCUCCAAUUUGUUUCCUUGCCAACCUUUAUCUCCACAAUUCCAAAUUACCACAAAUCUUAUAUCAUUAUCCUUAUUUUCAUAAAUGUAAAUUUCCAGUCUUCUCAAAAAUCAUCAGCCUCGAUCUCCAGGAUCAGCUUAAUAGUCUUAUUACUACAAUUAUGAUGAAACUUUAUCAUCUGAAGGCUUUUCCUUCGAUGUAUAAAAGCAAGAAAAUCAUCAAUAUUACAACACUUAACGGUAAUUUCCUGAACAACUGUCUUGGACGUGAACUGUUGCCAUGAAGUGCUUAUUCCGAUUGGGACGUCUAUGUGGCUGGAAUUACGCCCUAGUUUGCCUAAUUCUCACGGAAACAGAUUUUUCCGUCCUUUUCCGAAGUGGUCAAAACAGAUCCACAACAAAGCUAAAUCUGCUGGCUCAGAUUUCUGAUGCUAGGGAGUCAAAACCGGUCUUACAUCACACAGUCACUCUCCAAACCGCAUUCUUUCUCGAGCGACUAAAAAAUGACUUCUGACUCUCUAUCUCUCUCUCACAUAAAAAAACUCCAACAUGCACCCAAAGAUUCUAAUUGUGUCCGAUUGUACAAUGCGACCUAUUCUUCAUCAACUGGCAUGAUUUGAUUCACAAUAAUAUGAUUGGUGUUCUGACAGUUACCACGGCCUGAACAAAAACCGUUGCUUAAGACGGGAAGGCGUUUUCCCACUUUGCGAAAGCCUUCUCUGGAUGGCAGAGUUACGUCUACGCGGGAAUGAUGAACAAUUCAUUGGCUAAAACUUUUGGACGAUUCCAUUACCUUCGGGUUGGAUUGAGAUAUACUCAGAAUAAAAACAAUCAACGGAACACGGUAAAAACAUAAUCGGAAAACACAAUGUUCAAUUCAUGCUCUGGUUGCACUGUAACACAGACCUCCCAAUUCUUCAGCUCAAUUCUUUGUUGACUAUCAAAAUGUCCUCGAAUCAGUAUUUUACCGGUGCCAUAAGUAUUCUGCCAUUUUCGUGGUUGGUGACCUUUAUAUCAAUUUUGGCCCCUCUGUAAUCUGUACAGCUGGGUUAAUAGAUUGGCUCCAGCUUGCUUCCAAUAUUUUAAAUUUUCAUCAAAUGGUUAACCUGGUUACUCGUAGGAGUUCUUUUGACAACACGAAGGUCUCUACCCUUGACCUGAUUUUUACUAAUAGACCUGAUAUCGUCAGUCAUGUUUCUGCAGUGCCUUAGUGAUCACAGUGGAGUCUUAUUUGAUUGUUCUACCACCUUUGACAGUAAAUCUUUGAACCAUACUUUUUGUCAGUACGAUAAAGCUGACCAAACUGUCCUGUGUGACACGCUUGCUCGGGUGCAUUGGGACACAUAUUUACAUGUAUCUCCUGACUUGGGUAUUGACCAAAUCUGGGAUAACUUUAAAGAUUUACUC